This is a messenger RNA of Corylus avellana, 2212 nucleotides long. RefSeq names its product tyrosyl-DNA phosphodiesterase-like protein (gene TDP1). The record is from RefSeq and is a predicted model, not a curated record. NCBI's taxonomy places the organism in Eukaryota, Viridiplantae, Streptophyta, Magnoliopsida, Fagales, Betulaceae. Gene Ontology annotation, molecular function: protein binding; single-stranded DNA binding; double-stranded DNA binding. Gene Ontology annotation, biological process: DNA repair. Gene Ontology annotation, cellular component: nucleus.
GUGUUGAGAAACCACACACGAGCGGCUUCGUGACUUGGGGAAAUCAUGAAACGGUUCGUAUCGCUAAGUACACUAUGAACCCGGCUCUUUCGCUCUCGAAACCAUCUUUUGGCUUUGGCACUUUCGCUCUCAUCUCAUGUAACCAAAGAUUCUCCAAUGGUGUCUCAGAUUGGAUUUUUGGUUCCUCUUACUCAAAAUCUAGAGGAAGACACAUCAAUCCCAAAGCUCACUCUCUCCGAAGGCCCAAAUGUCAUCGGCCGCAACAGUGUCCCUGCGACCGACAAGAGGCUCAGCCGCAAGCACCUCACUCUAACCGCUUCCGCCGAUGGCUCGGUCAACUUGUUUGUGGAGGGUACGAAUCCCAUUGUGGUUAAUUCCGGGAAUAAAAGAAGGAAGCUGUGCUCUCGAAAAAGCGCUUCCAUUGUUGACGGUACUAUCAUAGAGCUAAUUCCGGGGCAUCAUUUUUUCAAGUAUGUAAAACGGGGUGGUGACAAAAAUGCGCCUUUGCUUGCUAAUGAGGAGCCAAGUCGAAAGAGGUCGCGUCAAACAAACUCGCAGGAUGGGGUGGAAAAGAAGAGCCUGGGAAAAGGAGAGAGUAGUGAGAAGGCUAUCCAACGUUUUCAGGUCCCUAAUGAUAAGUUACCUUGGACCUUUCGCCUUUUGCAAGUGAAAGGGCUGCCGGCUUGGGCGAACACCUCUUGUGUUUCUAUAAGGGAUGUGAUUCAGGGGGAUGUUCUCAUUGCUAUCCUUUCAAAUUACAUGGUAGAUAUCGGUUGGUUGUUACCUGCAUGUCCAACACUUGCAAAAAUCCCUCAUUUGUUGGUCGUUCAUGGGGAAGGUGAUGGAACAUUGGAUCAUAUGAAGAGAAAUAAGCCUGCAAACUGGAUUCUGCACAAACCGCCCCUGCCUAUUUCAUUUGGGACACACCAUUCAAAGGCCAUGCUUCUUGUCUAUCCUCGGGGAAUGAGGAUUAUUAUACAUACUGCAAAUCUAAUAUAUGUAGAUUGGAACAAUAAAAGCCAAGGAUUGUGGAUGCAAGAUUUCCCCUGGAAAGAUCAAAAUAGUCCAAGCAAAGGAUGUGCAUUUGAAAAUGACUUGAUUGAUUAUCUGAGUGCCUUGAAGUGGCCCGAAUUUUCUGUUAAAUUGCCAGCCCUUGGAAGCUUCAAUAUCAAUCCAGCUUUCUUUAAGAAGUUUGAUUAUAGUGAGGCAGCGGUCAGAUUGAUUGCUUCUGUCCCUGGAUAUCAUACGGGUACCAAUAUGAAAAAGUGGGGACAUAUGAAGCUACGAACUGUUCUCCAGGAGUGUACUUUUGAUAAAGAGUUCAAAAAAUCCCCACUUGUUUAUCAGUUCUCUUCUCUUGGUUCUUUGGAUGAGAAGUGGCUGGCUGAGCUGGCUUCCUCGAUGUCAUCAGGCUCUGCUGAAGAUAAAACACCUCUUGGUCUUGGGCAACCACGUAUUAUAUGGCCUACUGUGGAAGACGUCAGAUGCUCUUUAGAGGGUUAUGCAGCUGGAAAUGCCAUUCCAAGUCCACUAAAGAAUGUGGAGAAAGAAUUCUUGAAGAAGUACUGGGCAAAGUGGAAGGCAAGCCACACUGGUCGCUCUUGUGCAAUGCCACAUAUAAAGACGUUCGCACGGUAUAAUGAUCAGAAAUUCGCUUGGUUCUUGCUGACCUCAUCAAAUCUUAGCAAAGCUGCCUGGGGAGCCCUCCAGAAAAAUAAUUCUCAGUUGAUGAUCCGUUCUUAUGAGCUGGGAGUGCUAUUUUUACCAUCUUCUAUUGAAAGACACGGUUCUGGAUUUUCUUGUACAAAUAAUGGCGAUGUCGUGGAGGAUAAGUGCAGAUUGUCAGAAAAUUCAGAAGAAGAGAGAACAAAACUAGUGACUCUGACUUGGCAAGGAAGCAGAAAUCCAGACUCAUCUGAAGUAACUCAAUUGCCUGUGCCUUAUGAACUUCCUCCUCAACCAUACACUUCUGAAGAUAUCCCCUGGUCUUGGGACCGGCGCUACAACAAGAAAGAUGUUCAUGGUCAAGUAUGGCCACGGCAAGUACAGCUGUAUUCUUUCCAAGAUUCCUGACCUUCUUUGUGUAUAUGCUAGGAAUUCCAUUAUUGUGUGCUUUUAGUUUCUCUUCUUAGUUUUGUUUAUUGUGAAGAGUAAAAUGUGGUCAGCCUACAUCCAUGAUUCUACAUUUGGUUAAUAUGAAUAUUUUUGGAUA